Microtus oregoni (creeping vole) is the source of this 871-nucleotide messenger RNA. RefSeq lists its product as uncharacterized. The record is from RefSeq and is a predicted model, not a curated record. The transcript has 4 exons. The coding region runs from base 212 to 658 and encodes 148 amino acids. Lineage: Eukaryota; Metazoa; Chordata; Mammalia; Rodentia; Cricetidae.
UUGUGUACUCGGGAGCCUGUUCCCUGGGCGACAGUCAACACAGACAGGACUGCAAAACACAGUUGGGUCCCAGCCUGGAGAGUUCUGUUUCCUGCAGUCACUCUGAGCUCGGGAUCCGGUGGGGGAACCUUGUGCAGGCUUUUCUAGGUUAAGAAAAGAAUCUCUGUCUCUUUUCUCUCUUUUUCUCCUCUCCCGCUUUCCCCAGUCCCCUAUGGGCAGCCAACACACUCGACUCCAAAGAACCACAUCAUCCGGGUACCGACCGCCUCUUACCAGGCCUCUUGCCUCAGUUUCCAGGACCCAGGAUGGCCCUGCAGCAAGCAGGGGUCUUGCUGGUGGUUGCCAGGGUACCGGAGCCCAGGAUGUACAGCAGGACCAGCUGUGGAGGGAGCUUGUGGAAGCCGAAGUUCGAGGCCAGCAGCGUUGGGCUGAGAAUUGGGGUUUUCUGAAAGACUACGACCCUUUGGGAAAUAAGAAGGAGCCUGAGAAGCUCCCUGAAGACGUGCCCUUCUUCUCAAACACACUCCCCAGGUCCACGAGCCAGGAGGUGGGCAGUAGGGUGGACACAGCCCUGGGGAGAGCCCUCACCCACAUGGAUUUCUUCUUUACGGAAGGCACGAGGAAGAAGAAGCUGGAGGAUGAGCUGCAGCCAGUGUAGGGAUCUCAGGACAGACCCCAGCAGAGUGUUUCUGUAGCAUGUACGCCUGCACGCCAGAGGAGGACGCCAGAUCUCACUACAGAUGGUUGUGAAUGGUUGUGAAUUACCACGUGGUCGCCGGGAAUUGAACUCAAGACCGCUGGAGGAAUAGGCGGUGCUUUCUUUCUUUUUUUUUUUAAGAAUUUAUUUACUUAUUAUGUAUACAGUAUUCCU